UGACUGUGGCCGCUGCUCCACCGCCUCACCUCCCUCUGCAUGCUCGCCCGAGGCAGCACCUAGGCACCUCGUACAGCCCACUAAACACUACCCGGAACCUGCUCCGUAUCUGCAACGAACAGCAAGGACAGCAGACAUGGCUUCGGACGAGGCUGAGGUGACAACUGCGUCGGUGUCGGGCAAGGGCGGAACGGUCAAGUUUCAGAAGACGAAGAUCAUCUCGCGACAGAGGCUUCGGAAGUACUCAUGGCUUCCUGACGUCCUCCGUCUCAAAGGCAGCAUUGUCCCCCGUAUCAUUGGGCCCGUGCUCACUGUCACCAUCUUCGCGAGUAUCGCCGCGUACCUGUGGGACCAGGGCACGGAGGUUACGCUCACCAACCAGGUCGUGCCUCUGUUGUCGGUCGUGGUCGGAUUGAUCCUGGUGUUCAGGAAUGGCACGUCGUAUGACCGGUACUAUGAAGGGCGUAAGGACUUUGGCACCAUGACGGCUCACAUCCGUAGCCUAUCCAGGUCCAUAUGGAUCAAUGUUGCAGUACCCCCUGCAGACGAUGCAGCACGCGUAAAGGGCGUGGCGCCGAACCUGACGGCGGCACAACUCCGCCGGCGCAAGGUCGAUGCUCUGAAGCUGUGUGCGGCAUACGCGUACUCUGUCAAGCACUACCUGAGAGGCGAGGACGGCCUGGACUGGGAAGACUACGUCGGCGUGCUUCCCGCGAGCACGGCGCAGCUCGCGCGGUACGGCGUGCCCACGCGGCGGACGAGCGCAGCAGUCAGCUACGCCGCGACGGCGCGGACGAGCCCGGGCGGGUUCCUCACGCCCGACGAGGCGAACAGCCCGUCGAACCUGGGCGACGCGGAGGGCCGGAGCCCGAGCGCGGACGCGACGAAGCGCAUCCGCGUGAAGCGGAGCAAGGACAAGCUGAAGCAGGCGAGCACGCGGACGGCGCGCACACCGCUCCUGAGCGAGCGCGCGCUGCACCAGACGAUCGACUUCCACCCGCACCCCGAGACGCUGAGCACCCCGCUCCCGCUCGUCAUCGCGCAUGAGCUGUCGAGGCUGCUGUUCUUCUUCAAGCGGGAUGGGUAUCUGGAGACGGUCGGCCCCGCGGGGACGAACGCCCUGAGCGCCCACAUCCAUACCAUGGUCGAGAUGAUGACGGCGAUGGAGCGUGUUGCGAACACGCCUAUCCCGCGCUCGUACAGCAUCCACCUCAAGCAAUGCGUCACCCUCUACCUCUUCGUGCUGCCGUUUACGCUCAUCAAGGACCUCGGCUGGGGCAUGGUGCCUAUCGUGACCGUCGUGGCAUUCACGCUGAUGGGCAUCGAGGGGAUUGCGGAUGAGAUUGAGAUGCCUUUCGGCCUGGACAAGUCUGACCUUCCUCUGGAGCGGUAUUGCGACGAUCUCAAGGAAGAAAUAGAAUACAUCGUUGAACGAUUGCCCGAGGGUGGUGAAGGGAUGUACGGUACGGAUGACGGUGAAGGGGACGAUUGAUUUAACUUGCUGGCUUGGUUAUUUGGAAAUUCUUGCUCUCAAUCACGCAUGCACGAGCAUUCUGUCGCAUACGAUACCACGCCGGACCAGAAUAUGAUGUAUUGCUACUAUCUACUGGAACUCUGG
Molecule: messenger RNA, 1618 nt
Organism: Rhodofomes roseus
Lineage: Eukaryota; Fungi; Basidiomycota; Agaricomycetes; Polyporales; Fomitopsidaceae
Product: UPF0187-domain-containing protein
Exons: 12
Coding region: 137-1492 (451 amino acids)
Molecular function (GO): chloride channel activity
Source: RefSeq, a predicted model, not a curated record